Molecule: messenger RNA, 4501 nt
Organism: Paramuricea clavata
Lineage: Eukaryota; Metazoa; Cnidaria; Anthozoa; Malacalcyonacea; Plexauridae
Source: the annotation of a GenBank genome assembly
UUGGAUAACAUUUUGAAGUUAGCACAAAAUAUAAAGCUAGAGGAAUCUAGUGUGAGUAGAUUUAUGAUUCUAAAGGCUAUACGGGAAGCUAUAGAAGAGACAGUGGGAAAGCUAACUGAGAAAACAGAAUGUGUGAAAUAUAUAGAAAGUAUUAAAGUAUUUCUUGAUCCACCCCGCUCGAAGAGCCGGACAAUCAAGGGGAGGGACCCCAGAAAGAAGCGGAAGUUUCAGAAGUGGGACCCCAGGAAAAAUCAGAAGUUGUACAAUUGGAAGAGAAGAUACAAGAAUUGUUGAGUAAACAAAAAGAAAUCAAACUAAAGGCUCGAGAAAAAGGGAACAGGUGUUAGUAAGAAAGGUUCUGUUCAACCAGAAAAUGUUAUAAAAGUACCAUUGGCAAAUCUUGAAAAAAGAGUCUGCUACACCGAGAUUUUAAGAUACAAGGUGUAGUUGGGGAACCCGGGCAGAAAGAUAAGUUGGGGUAUCAAUCAUUAGUUUCCCAAAUUGAAGCCGGUGUUAGAAAACAAUACUCUGAACUAGAAAUUGUUAACGCGGUAGUUCGAGCAGUCCAACCAGGACUUCAGUUAAGAAGUUAUUUGGAAAGCGUUACGGACCUAACCUUGCCCAGGCUAAGAAAAAUUAUUCGGUUCCAUUAUCAUGAGAAGAGUGCAACCGAACUCUAUCAAAUGUUAGCUAACAUUACCCAACAACCAAAAGAGGAUCCACAAUCUUUCCUCAUUCGAACUCUGACCAUUCGCCAAAAGAUCAUUUUUGCCUCAAAAGAGCUCAGUGCAAGGAUUAUUUCUGCAUACCCUUGAGACAGGGCUUAUUAAUUAGACAAUCCGAGCAAAGAUGAGACCAACCCUCCAGAAUCCUCAGGUCACCGAUGAGGAUUUGAUUGAAGCCAUGAACAUGGCUAUGUCCGUAGAAACCGAGAGAGUAAACAAAUUCAGUUUUUCGGGCAGAAAAUCAGCAAGCAUAUCAACAGUGGAGAUGACGUCUGCAAAAAACAAGGAAAAGAGAGAGGAGGGACGAGUAUUAGCUGCGCUGAAGGCUGUCCAAUCCGACAUGGCGACAAUGCAAAGCGAGAUGAAGUUUCUCCGUGAUUCAGUAACCAAGGUGCCUGAACCGGGGGACGAAAUGCGAAACAACGUGGCGACGAAGGCUAGUCGACCGAAGCGUGGAUGUAGAGAAUGUGAAGAGAAAGGUUUGUCAGACACGUGUAAUCACUGUUUUCUUUGUGGUGGGGCCAAUCAUAUAGCCAGAUAUUGCAACAUGAAGUUCAGAAACCAGGGAAACCACAAAGGGCUGCCCCCGAGGGACAGGGUGUAGCCCAAUCAAAGACAGAAAUGAAGUCCCACCUUUGUAAUUACUGUUUGAAGAAAGAAAGUAGAUCAAAUGAAUUUCAAAUAUGUUCGAUAUGUAAAAUUGUGCAUUAUUGUUCAAAGGAUUGCCAGAGGGAACAUUGGGUUGAACAUAAGACUCUCUGUACAUCCAUCAAGAACCUCUCAACAACUGCAGGUACAAUACCUGGUUUGGGAGAUUCCGCAGAUACGAACAUGUUUGUCAGUCAUCUCACCCCAAAACAGAGAGAUACCGUAGUGAAGCUUGUUGGGGAAAAGUGUCAAGUCAAAUGCCAACUCAAUGGUAAAGAAACGGAGAUACUUUGGGACACAGGAGCCCAGGUCUCAAUUCUACCUGAGAGAAUUUUGAAGGACAUGUUCCCAGACAUUCCGGUUAAGGAUAUACAUGAGCUUUUGGGGGCGGGAUCAGAUCUAAAGCUAGAAGCAGCCAAUGGAACACAAAUUCCGUACAACGGGUGGGUAUAGGAGUAAAUUUUAAGCUCCUUAACAAUUCAGCAAAAGAAAUCACAGUACCAUUUUUGGUCACAAAUGAAGACCUUAACUGUCCCAUAAUUGGUUACAACGUAAUUGAACUGUUUGUGAAGGAUAAUGGCCCAGAAACGGCAUUGUCCGCUGUUGCAGAAAGUUUUGACAAUGUCAGUAACACAGAGGCAAGUGCCCUAGUUAAUUUUAUGAACAGCGAUCUUAGCGAAAGUCUUUGCGCAGUUCGAACAUCGAAAAAGAAAGUAGUUAUCCCUAGUGGCCAGACCAUGAAUAUUUCAUGCCGUGCAAACACUGGACCAAUAAGACGAAACAGUCCUGCAUUAUUUGAGCCAGAUGAACAAACCCAUAUGCCAAUAGGUCUAACAGUUCAAGAGGCUCUGACCACAGUGAAACAAGGGAAGUCUAGCUUAAUAGAUAUUCCAGUAACUAACACAACACAGCACGAUAUUGUCUUACCCGGUAGACUAGUCCUUGGCAACCUACAAUUGGUUCGCUCGGUUACUCCACUUGAAGUCAAAUUAAAGAAGGAAGAACUGGGAGAGCAGCCAGGCAACAUAGAGACAGAGAUUCAGGUAGAUCCAACAAAACCAUCAUCCCUGGAAAGUGAAGAACCCAGACUACCAGAUGUAGACUUAAGUGGGCUUACACCUGAACAAAGACGAGAAGCAACAAAGAUGUUAUACGAGGAAGCUGAUGCAUUUGCGAUGGAUGACGAAGACGUUGGGUGUAUUGAGGGACUUCAAAUGAACAUUCACUUAACUGAUGAUCAACCAGUCCAGAAGAACUAUUUGUCAAUUCCCAGACCACUGUAUCCGGAAGUAAAGGCUUAUAUAGAGGACCUAUUGAACAGAAAUUUUAUACGCAAAUCGAAAUCACCGUUUUCCAGCAGUGUGGUAUGUGUUAGGAAAAAAGACGGUGGGUUACGAUUGUGUGUGGAUUAUCGAGCUUUAAACCAGAAAACUGUACCUGACAUAUACAUACAAAACUUUAUUUAGACCACGCUAGCCUCAACAGCCGUUGGAAGGCUGGUUUCCAUGAGGGGCGUGAAAUUACCUAUUUACAAAAAGUUAACUAAUAUAUACAGGAAAUACAAAAUAUAACAAAAUAAAUAAAUACAAUUGAUUUUAGCUGCGCGAUUAUACACAAGCAAAUUUCAACUCAUUCUUUGUUUCAAUAUCGACUUGAAAGAGCUUAGAGAUUCAGAAAUUUUUGCCUCAUGGGGAAGAUUAUUCCAAUGCAAGGCACCAUUAUAACUGAAGCACCUCUUGCCGAAUUCUUUUUUCGGCAUAGGUGGUGCUAAAUCAGUAUCCGUAUUUCUAAGAUUGUAAGUAUUAUGUCUUUCAUUAUUAAAAUGGAAUGCUUCUUUAAGAUUUGGUGCGGUGUGGCCAUUCAGAACUUUAUAGAUGAAAAUAGAUUUAAGAUAAUUUCGUCUUUCUUCUAGAGGUUUCCAAUUUAGAUUAUUGGACCCUAUCCCGCGUAUUCAGGAGACACUAGACAACCUGGGAGGAAACCACUGGUUCAGUGUCCUCGACCAGGGGAAGGCUUACCAUCAAGGUUUUAUGGACAGAGAUAGUCAGCCUCUUACAGCCUUUAUAACCCCCUGGGGCUUGUAUGAGUGGACCAGAAUACCGUUUGGGCUAAUGAACGCACCCGCCAACUUCCAGAGAUUUAUGGAGAACUGUUUGGGAGACCUUCGAGACAAAAUUUGUAUACCAUACUUGGACGACGUUAUUGUUUUCUCCAAGACCUUCAAGGAACAUGUGCAACAUCUACAGGAAGUUCUUCAACGAUUAAAGAGUCAUGGGGUUAAACUUAAGCCAAAAAAGUGUAACCUGUUUAAGAACGAGGUGUCAUUCCUGGGUCGAAUCGUAUCAGCUAAUGGGUAUCAGAUGGACCCCAAGGCGACUGCAGCCGUUGAAAAGCUUAAAGGAGUCAUUCCAAAGACCGUAGGAGAAGUGCGAAAGAUAAUGGGUCUGCUUGGUGUGUAUCGACGGUCGAUCGAGAAUUUUUCGAAGAUUGCAAAGCCAUUAUACGACCUGUUAAAUAGGGACACAUCUCCACCGAAGAUGUCAACAGCAAGCAGAAACAACCACAACAAGUAUGGCAAUAAUCAGUUACCAUCCAAAUCACUGAUACAGUGGAAACCUGAACAUUCCAGUGCCUUAGAAAUUCUCGUUGAAAGGAUAACUUCUCCACCUAUCCUCGCCUACCCACAAUACAAUGAUCCAUUCCUUGUACAUACUGACGCUUCGCAAGAUGGUCUCGGUGCUGUACUUUACCAGAGACAAGCAGGCAUAUUGAGAGUCAUCGCAUAUGCAUCCAGGACAUUGACCACUGCAGAAAAAAAUUAUCAUCUUCAUUCUGGGAAACUAGAAUUCCUGGCAUUAAAGUGGUCGAUAACCGAACAGUUUCGCGACUACCUGUAUUAUUCACCAAAGUUUACAGUCUUUACCGAUAACAAUCCUCUUACCUAUAUCCUCACGACUGCCAAGCUUAACGCCACCGGGCUCCGAUGGGUUGGUGAACUCUCCGACUUCAACUUUGAUAUCAAGUAUCGUCCUGGUCGCAGCAAUACAGACGCUGACAGUUUGGUUGCCUGGAUACUUCGAAGAGUAUAUGGAAUCGUGUACCCAAACAAUAUCGCAGAAAGAACUUGA